Molecule: messenger RNA, 903 nt
Organism: Prorocentrum cordatum
Lineage: Eukaryota; Dinophyceae; Prorocentrales; Prorocentraceae
Source: the annotation of a GenBank genome assembly
AUGCACGGCAUGAGGGACGCGGCGGCCGGCUGGGAGGAGUGCCAUCAGGAGAAGCUGGCCAUGGCGGGCCACAAGGCAGGAGUGUCCUGCCCCUGCGCGUUCGCCAACUCAGACGGCCCAUCAUCUGGGGCCGUGCACGGCGCCGAAUUUGUGUUCGAGGGCGAGGAGCGCCAGCUGGACACGAUGGAGCGUGAGUUGUGGAAGCACAUGCAGCGCCGCGAGGGCAAGCACAUCGACGUCUACUGCGACUCCGAAUGGGCUGGAGACAUCGUGGAUCGCAAGAGUGUCAGCUCCAUCUUCGUGUUCUCCGGCCCCCAUUUGCUGAAGAGCGCGGUGAGCACCCGAGGCACGACGGCCCCGCCCAGUGGCGAAGCGGAGUUUACAGCUGAAGUGAGGGGCACAUCCGUGGCCCUAGAAGUGAAGUCUUCGGGGGCAGAUCUCGGCGCAAAGCCGUUCCCUGCGAUGCGCGCCGACAGCGGCGCCGCGAAGGGGAUCCUCAAGAGGCGCGGCAUCGGUCGCAUUCGGCAUCUACGCACGCCUCCCCUCUGGGUGCAGGAGAAGCGCGCGAAGAAGGAUAUCGAGGUCCACAAGACUCCGGGCGAAACCAAUCUGGUGGACCUCGUGACCAAGGAGUUUUCACGAAGUGAUAUGAACAAGCAUUUGAAGACCUGUGGGUUCGCCUUCGAGCCUGGCCGUCAUCCGAAGGCUCUGGCGGCCCCGAUCACGGCGCCCGGCGAGAUAGGUGGCUUGAGCGGCUACGACCGGGACCAGGCGCUGCGUAGCGACGGAGCACUCCUGACAUCUCCUGACUGCGGGGCGCCCGAGGGCCAUUUUGGCCGGAGCCCGGGGCGGGCGCGUCGGCGCGCAGGCAGGCCGUGGACCCCACGCUCCAUUACCUUCUGA